AUGCUGCAGUCAAGUGUCGUUCGAUCUAAUCUAGUCAAACAACCAUGGGGGACAAACAAUGUGACGCCACGAGAUGUCGUCCCGCAUUCUGAGUAUGCUAGUGCAAGUCUAUUAGCGGGACAUAACAACAUCCUAAAGUUAGUCCUCAUUUUGCUAUAUUUUGUUGGGCGAAAUGCAAACACAGCCACGGUUGAUUGGCUAGAACAAGCCAGUAUUCAUUAUUUCAUGUCAUCCAUGAUAAAGAUUUUCCAAAGCGAAACGAAACGACCAACAAAAAUUCCACUAGUUGUAGCAUUCCUCAUCACCGCCAAUUGUCUCCCCAUCACCACGCAUUCACUCUAUAGCUCCAAAUCUUCUCCCUACCGAACACGCAAAAAUCAGGCAUGUCUUCAAACCAGCACAACGCCAUACCCAAUACCAGUGCCGAUUUCCUAUCCUCCCAUCCGGAAGUUCUCAUCGGACGAACGGCCCUCCACGAAGCAAGAGCGAAAAUCGAUUCAGCUAACACUUUCACCAUAUAAAACAAGCCAGUUGUGA
This is a messenger RNA of Pochonia chlamydosporia 170, 537 nucleotides long. RefSeq lists its product as hypothetical. The record is from RefSeq and is a predicted model, not a curated record. The transcript has 2 exons. The coding region runs from base 1 to 537 and encodes 178 amino acids. NCBI's taxonomy places the organism in Eukaryota, Fungi, Ascomycota, Sordariomycetes, Hypocreales, Clavicipitaceae.